Molecule: messenger RNA, 2722 nt
Organism: Centropristis striata (black sea bass)
Lineage: Eukaryota; Metazoa; Chordata; Actinopteri; Perciformes; Serranidae
Gene: amt
Product: aminomethyltransferase
Exons: 9
Coding region: 380-1624 (414 amino acids)
Biological process (GO): glycine catabolic process
Cellular component (GO): mitochondrion
Molecular function (GO): protein binding; aminomethyltransferase activity
Source: RefSeq, a predicted model, not a curated record
UUUUUCAGUUUACUUUGUUGUGUUACUCGCACAUGUUCGAAAUGAAAAAGCUAAAACUAAAAAAAACCUAAAUAGCUAAGGCUAAUUUGUAUGUCAUCCAUAUGAUCUAAUUUGUAGUAGAUAUGCCUUUCACUAUGGCUCUUUCUUUAUUAUCUAGUAGCUGUGUGAGGCUUAUCAAACAGUAAACUCGUGCGCCAGGGGAAAUUAUCAACUACAUCUCCCACAAGCCUUUGCUCCUUCCUCCAAUCGCUGCCGCUCCGCUUCAUGUGUUUUUGCCAGAAGAGCAGAGAUUCCAGAGUGUUUGAGUCCAGAGAGUUUAGUAGGAGCGGAAGUGGCAUCCUGUGUGUCUGUGUGAGGCUUCAGCGGGGACUCGGGUGGCAUGAUGUGGGCUCGGUUGCUGGUUGGCGUCGGGGGUCCGGGGGUCGGUCUGCGGGCUUCCCGGGACGGUUUGCUGCGGGUCGCUGGAGCUGGAUGUGCGGGGAAGAGACAGGUUUCAAGUGCAGAGGCUGCCUUGAAGAAGACUCCGCUGUUCGACUUCCACAGGGAGCAUGGGGGAAAGAUGGUGGAGUUUGCAGGCUGGAGUAUGCCAGUACAGUACAAAGACAGUCACAUCGCCUCACACAUGCACACCAGAGAGCACUGCUCCAUCUUUGAUGUCAGCCACAUGCUGCAGUCCAAAGUCCACGGCAAAGACAGGGUGAAGUUUAUGGAGUCUCUAGUAGUUGCAGAUAUUGCAGAACUCAAGGACAACCAGGGUACAUUGUCUCUCUUCACCACUGAGAAAGGAGGGAUCAUCGAUGACCUCAUAGUGACAAAGACAGACCUGGGCUACCUCUACGUUGUCUCAAACGCUGGCUGCGCCGACAAGGACUCGUUUCAUAUGAAGGCCAGACUGGCAGAGUUCAAAGCUGCAGGUUUUGAUGUGGAUCUGGAGUUCCUUGAUGAAGCGCUGAUCGCAGUGCAAGGUCCAUCCAUGUCUCAGGUGCUCCAGAAGGGACUGAAAGAGGACCUCAGUAAGCUGACCUUCAUGACCUCCACCUUGGCCACUGUCUUUGGUAUUCCAGGCUGCAGGAUCACCCGCUGUGGAUACACUGGAGAGGACGGGGUGGAGAUCUCCGUCCCUCAGUCCAGAGUGGUGGAGCUGACGGAGAAGCUGCUGGCUGACAGUGAGGUGAAGCUGGCAGGCCUGGGAUCCAGAGAUAGUCUGCGGCUGGAGGCAGGGCUUUGUCUCUAUGGCAACGACAUAGAUGAGACCACGACACCUGUGGAGGCCACCCUCGUCUGGACCAUAGGAAAGCGUCGGCGUCAGGCCAAGGAUUUCCCCGGCGCUGACAUUAUUGUACCUCAGAUCAAAGCCAAGACAGCCAGGAAGAGAGUCGGCCUGGUGUCCGUCGGGCCCCCCGUCAGACAACACACGCCUAUACUCAGCCCUGAUGGAAAAGUCAUAGGUGAGGUGACCAGCGGUUGCCCCUCUCCCUGCCUAAAAAAGAACAUAGCCAUGGGUUAUGUUGACGCCGCAUUCGCUAAGAACGAAACGGCAAUCCAGGUCGAGGUCAGGAAGAAAGCAGUGCCUGCAACCGUCAGCAAGAUGCCCUUCGUCCCCACCAACUACUAUUCUGGAUAGGAGGGACACACACACACACACACACACACACACACACUGGAACAUUCCUCCACUCUGCCCCCUCUGUUUACCUCCAGCAAUGCAACACCAAAGUAAGACUGAAUGUCUUCAUUGGUGAAAAUAAUAAUAAAAGUGAGACUAUUAUAAGAUACAGCAUGUGUGCUGGAAAAAUUACAAGCAGUAUUGUUGAGUCUGAGAAUGUAUGUAUGACUGUAUGGGCCAAGAUGAUAUGGUAACAUGGUUCAUAGAUCAAGUUCUGUUUCUUCGACAGCAGGUUAAACUGAAUCAACCUAUUGCAGUUUUAGUAAGAACAGAGACAGUGAGGCUGUGUGGAUCCAUUUAACACAAGGUUUCUAAUAAUGUUUUGUAGUAGAAUAUAGGUUUUGCUAAUGAAACAUGACCAUUUACUUUAUAACUGCUGGACCAAAAUAAAGAGAUUCCAAAUGGUGUUUUUUUCCCACGUUAAAUCACGACAAGUCUGCAUUUUUUCAAGGUCUUUUAAAUACAACAGAUCCAAAUUUUCAUUCAUGUUAUUGUUCGUUGUAUAGCUUGAUCAAGGGAGGUCAGACAGGACCAGCUAACAACAACCCUUCACACAAAACACUAAUGUGAAAUCUGCAAACUGACACAAAUGUGCCAAUUAGCAUAUUUUUACAUGUCGUUCUAUUUUGGAGGGAUUUUUAAUGAGUUCUAGUCUGCUCUGUUGAUCUCAACAUCAGACUAAUAUCUGACCAGACUGUUUACACUAUGAUAAUAUGAUGAACCUGAUAGAAAUUUACACUACAUGUCGUACAAUGAUAACUUAACUUGAAAACAUGUUAAUUGUCAAUUAUGUGUGUGUUUUCUGACAACUAAUGAAAUGUAAUUUCAUUGUGUUUUGACUUUCUGUGAAGCUCUGAAUGUAUUAUUUAGUUAAAAUAAUGACUUACUUAAUAUGGAAAUAAUACUGCUGAUUCAUAGGUAGCUCUGUCUAGAAGUUGCACUUUUUUGCAUCACUGGAUUUUAAUGUUGAAUUGAAUUUUGAAAUGAAAAAAUAUCUUCUCUUUAUUAAAGACUAUUUCAAUUUCCCAUGACCUGCUGUCAUUUUUAUAGUGAAAU